AUGGUGAUGCCCAAACGAGCCAAAAGGCUGGUCAAUCCCGAGCUACGGAAGAAGGUCAGCAAAGCGUGUGAGGCUUGCAAGCGGCGCAAAGUCAAGUGCAAUGGGCAACAACCAUGUGCGUACUGCUGGCGAAAAUCUGCUAAGUGUGAGUAUGCUGGAAUAGAUAAGCGAUCGCUUCGGCGAAAACUCAAGGACGAUACCGAAGAGAAGCCCAAAAAAGAUUGGGAUGAGAAGCUGGACCUUUCCCCCAAGACCAAACCCGGUUCCGGCCAGGAAUUGAAUUUAAGUGGAGAGAUCAACGAAGAGGUAGCCCCACUUGGUCAGUUUGCUCCAGAUGGUAUCAAUACGUUGUCGCCAUUAUCGUCAUCCAACGGGUCGGAGUUGGCUCCUGAGUUACAGAAAGAUGAAAAUCCCUACGAGAAUGGUAAACUGACAAGGUUUCUUACCAACUACGCCGGAAAUGCCCGAUUCUUUGGCGAAAGCAACCCUUUAUCGCUUUUACAGGAGUGUCGUAUCGUAUUCAUGGCUAUUCAGGGCCCUUCUCACUUUGUAUCCGAUCCUAAGAUUGGAAUGGUUCAUGAUGAGCCUGAUCGCAUUCGGAGACAGUAUCCAGUGCAAGUUCCAAGCAGGGAGGUGACAAGCAAGCUUUUGAAGCUUUUUAAGGAGAAUAUAAACGAUGUUUAUUAUGUGUUCGACAUGGCAUAUUUUGAAGAGAGCAUUGUUGGAGCAUUCUAUAGAAAUCCUCUGGGUAUUCCUCCUGAAAAGAUUUGCUUACUCUAUCUUGUUUUGGCAAUCGGAAUGCUCUUUGCUGAAACAUCUCAACUCGUUCAAAUCGAAGAGAUCAGCGAGAUGGACCCCUCUUAUUUCUACGACAGUGCUAUCAUCGUUCAACGCACGUUAGACUAUGAUGGGCUCCUCUGGCAGGUUGAAGCCAAUCUUCUUAUCCAUUUCUACUAUCAGGCACAGCCAAAACGGACGUUGUCGUGGCUCCAUCUAGGAGUGGCAAUCCGGCUCGCUCAGGGAAUAGGACUCCAUCGGAGAGUUGUCAACGAAAAGUACAUGUCAGAAAGGUACAACACGCACAGGAGGCGUUUGUGGAUGACACUAUUUAUUUGUGAUCGGGUUUCGUCCAUUAAUUUGGGAAGGCCACUAGGUAUCAACGAGUAUGAAUGGGAUGACUUAGGUACAAUUGUAUCGCUCAAGGAUCCAGUGGAAAACCUCAGACUUAGAUGUCAGUACGCACUCAGUCAAAUAUCGGCCAUCAAUGGAAAAAUUGUGGAGAAUAUAUACCACGACUCAUCCAUCAGACUACGAGGGGCAAUUGAGCUAGCCAACGAACUCAAGGUCUGGUCGCUGAAUCUUCCAGAAGACUUGAACUUGAAAACCACUUUUCACAAAAUAACACAGGAAGAUGAUUACAAUUUGAACUACCUGCUUGUGCUUCUCCAUCUUUCGCAAUUCUCUGGAAUCAUGCUCUUGUGCAAGCCAUUCUUCAUGCACGUUUGUAUUCGGAGGCUCAAGCUCAUCGAGGUGUCAGACAAGAAGAAUGAUGAGUUUUACUCCAAUUUCAAGAAUGCGGCUAUCAAGGCUGCGUUUCUCUCGAUAAAUCUCAUCUCGAAAUAUGUGGAUCACAACCUGGAGAGGCUCGAGCUGUUUGCCACGAUUUACGGGUGCUUUUUUGCUUCCCUCAUUUUAGCAUUUACAUUGUUUGAGCAAACAAGGUUGAAAUCAUCGAACAAAGAGUAUAUCAAGACUUUAACCAGUGCAGUGAAUCGUGGAAAGACCAUUUUGUACGACUACGGGGACUUCAAUGCCACUUCGGAAAGGUGGAGCGAAAACUUGGAGAAUAUGCUCAUUGCUAUUUUCAACGACCAGUCAGGGUCACCGUCUGUUGCUAGCCUGUUGGAUGACUUCGAUAUGUUCAAAGAAGAAAUCGUGAAUAUGAAUCUUGCAGAGAACGGACCCCAGGAGGAGUCGAUAAACUUUCAAGAAACCUUUGUUCCGACCACAUUUGGGGCCAUAACGGAUGAUGAUUUGAUUACCGCUAAUAUGGAGAAUCCCCAAUUUUUGGAUAUCUUCAUGUACAAGUAA
Molecule: messenger RNA, 2091 nt
Organism: Sungouiella intermedia
Lineage: Eukaryota; Fungi; Ascomycota; Pichiomycetes; Serinales; Metschnikowiaceae
Source: the annotation of a GenBank genome assembly